UUCUCCCCACACACUUGCAAGAUAAACCUUUGCUGUGCAGCUGGUUUGAAUUCAGAUCAGGAAGGAUUUUACCAACGGGGAGGCAUGGUGUUCUGCCGCUUGAAGUGGUUUAUAGGCUUUGGCAGUAGGGCUGUCCUCUCAAAAGCUUCAAGGAGCAGUAACAGAAGCACCUCUUUGAUAUGGAGAUGCUGCUAUCACAGGACUCCAGGAAGUUUCCUAGAUCCUGAGAUGAGAGCGUUUCUGGAGGAGAACACUGAAGUCAGUAGCAGCGGGCACCUCACACCAGAGAUACGACUGCGACUUCUGACACCUCGCUGCAGAUUCUGGCAGGAAAGAGCCGACUUGUGGCCCUAUGGCGACCCCUUCUGGGCAAUCUACUGGCCAGGAGGCCAAGCCCUGUCCAGGUAUAUCUUAGAUAACCCGGAUGCUGUCAGAAUGGGAUCAGUACUAGAUCUCGGAAGUGGAUGUGGAGCAACAGCAAUCGCUGCUGUGAUGAGCGGUGCAUCCCAGGUCCAGGCUAAUGACAUUGACCCCAUUGCAGGAAUGGCCAUGGUAUUAAAUUGUGAGCUGAACAAUGUGAACCCCUUCCCUGUUCUAACUAAGAACAUCAUUGAUACAGAGCUGGACAACUGGGACCUCAUUGUUUUGGGGGAUAUGUUUUAUGAUGAACAACUUGCAAAUCGUCUUCAUCACUGGUUGAGGAAAUGCAUCAGGACUCAUGGAACUAAAGUGCUAAUUGGUGACCCUGGGAGGCCUCAGUUCUUAGGCCACUGCAUUCACAGUCAAUUGCACAAAGUGGUCGAAUAUUCACUUCCUGAAUCCACAAGGCAAGAAAACAAUGGAUUAACCUCAAGCAUUGUCUGGAGUUACCAGCCCUGAGCUCUCCGUUUCUCCAAAAGCUGCUAAUACUGGAUUUAGAAGAAGCCUCUGAAAAGCUGUGGGCCUUGAGGUAGUUUGAAAGAGAAGAGGGUAGUGGCCUACAGAUCAAUUCAAGAAUAGCAUUCCACAUACAAAAGGCAGCACGUCUGAAGGUGUGAAGAUGGUUAUGGAAGCUUGAGCUUGAUGCAGAGGAAAAAGGGGAACCAGUGGAAGACUGAAGAGGGUGGGGAUGGGAAUGACAAAGUCAGAAUGACAAGCAAAGAUGAUAACCGUAGCACCUUCUUAAGAGGCUUUUCUGGUGCACCAAUAAAAAAAAAGAUCAAGAGAUUUUUGCAGGCAAUCUGCUGUUUUGUAUGUUUAAAGUUUUAAGUAAUUCCUAGGCUAAGGCAAUCAUUGUAUCCCUAUUGUGAAAGUAGAAUUAAUUAUAUUGUGAAAAUAGAAAGGAUUAAAGAAUGCUGUCUGUACCUUUAAGCAAAAUUGUUGGAAUGCUGCAAUCCAGGUGUCAGGAAUACAGACAUUCACAUAGAACAAUUGCACCGUUUAAGGGCAACUGGUGAAGUAUUAGCCCUAGAUCGAUAAGAGUUAGUAAGGAAGUAGGAUAUGCAUGCUGUACCCCAGGUGAAUUUUACUGUUUUGCUUUCUUUGUCCCUUUGUCUAAUUCCUGCUCUUUUAUCUGUAUAAAUAAGAUAGUUUGUGUCUUGCAUGGUGCUCACAUUAUCUGGAUGUUAUUAGCAGAGCGCUGUGCUAAUAAAACAGAGUGGUCUGACAAA
Messenger RNA from Gopherus flavomarginatus (Mexican gopher tortoise), 1649 nucleotides. It is a transcript of the gene ETFBKMT, whose product is annotated as electron transfer flavoprotein subunit beta lysine methyltransferase. The transcript is spliced from 4 exons. The coding region runs from base 85 to 879 and encodes 264 amino acids. Lineage: Eukaryota; Metazoa; Chordata; Testudines; Testudinidae. Gene Ontology annotation, molecular function: protein-lysine N-methyltransferase activity. Gene Ontology annotation, cellular component: mitochondrial matrix. The record is from RefSeq and is a predicted model, not a curated record. Gene Ontology annotation, biological process: peptidyl-lysine trimethylation.